Salvelinus sp. IW2-2015 is the source of this 1104-nucleotide messenger RNA. RefSeq names its product citrate synthase lysine methyltransferase (gene cskmt). The record is from RefSeq and is a predicted model, not a curated record. NCBI's taxonomy places the organism in Eukaryota, Metazoa, Chordata, Actinopteri, Salmoniformes, Salmonidae.
CUGGCAUCACAGCAAUAUGCAAUGCAGUAUUUACAUGCUUGCGUGAAUUGUGUCUGUCUGUUCUUGUGUAUGUCUGUACAUGUCUUGAAUUUGGGUUGCUUAUCUUUCAUACAAAGGAAAACCGUGAAAUGCUUCCACUGUUAUACCGCAUACUUGUUUACAUUGUUGACGCAUGCUCAGUUGCCCUCCACUGCGCACACAGCAGGUAGCUUGCUGCUCUCAGCAGUGCGUGACGGAGGAUUUCAAGGAGAGAUACAAAUCAUGGCGCUGAUUUUAAAUAUCCUGUCGCCAAGGAGGUUAGGGAAGUUAAUUACAAACACACGUGUAAGGCACCACUCCAGUCUAACAACUGAACUUAUCAACAACAUGGACAAGAAAGCAACAUGGGACCGGUUCUACACAGAAAAAAGCAAGGCAACCAACUUCAAGAAUUUUGAGUGGUUCUUUGGUUUCGAUGCAAUCCGGGACUUCAUCUUGCCCAUGCUGCAUUCACAGACCAACUCUGAUGCCCUACAUGUUCUGGACAUGGGCUGUGGUACCUCUGCCCUAGGACCCUGCAUAUACAGAUACUCUCCCUGGCCAGUGCAGGUGACCUGCGCUGACAUCUCUGCUAUUGCUGUGCGCCUUAUGCAGGAACACACAGAAACCAAAGCCCUGCAACCUCAGAACACUUCCUCUAAGCUGGACUUCUUAGAACUGGACUGCUCUCGUCUCCACAAACACUUUGGUUCUGAGAGCCUAGACCUCAUUCUAGACAAGGGCACCAUAGAUGCCUUGCUAAGGUCGAGGGAAGGUGGAGCAAAGGCCAGCCAGGUGCUUAAGCAGUGCCUAAAGGUGUUGAGGGACUCUGGGUCUCUCUUUCAGUUCUCGGAUGAGGACCCUGAUGCCAGGAUGUUGUGGCUGGAGAAAGAGGGCCGGGAGCCAGGGGUGAUGGUUGUCGAUGUGGGGGUGCAGGAGGUGGGGGAGCUAAGGGGAGUAACUUAUUACUGCUACCAAGUUACAGCUCGUCCUGUWGCACAGUAGAUASAGUGAGGGAAAAAAGUAUUUGAUCCCCUGCUGAUUUUGUAUGUUUGCCCACUGACAAAGAAAUGAUCAGUCUGUAAU